Molecule: messenger RNA, 4342 nt
Organism: Delphinapterus leucas (beluga whale)
Lineage: Eukaryota; Metazoa; Chordata; Mammalia; Artiodactyla; Monodontidae
Source: RefSeq, a predicted model, not a curated record
AUUUAUUAUUUUACAGCUCUGGAGGUCAGAAGUCUGAAAUGGGUAUCACCUGGCUGAAAUCAAGGAGUCAGCAGGGCAGAUUCUCUCCGGAGGCUCAAGGGCAGAGCCCCUCCCCUUGCCUUUCUAGCCUCUCGGGGCUGCUUGCAUCCCUUGACGGUGGUUCCUUCCUCACAACUGCAUCACUCCAAUGUCUGCCUUUCUCACAUCUUUCUCUCCCUCUUCUGACUCAGAUCCUCCUGCCUCUCUCUGUCUCAUAAAGACCCUUGAUUACAUUGGGCCCAGGUGGAUAAUCCCCCCCAUCUCAAGAUCUGUAACGUAAUCACCCUUUCAGCAGUCCCUUUUGCCACAUAAGAGAACAUAGUCACAGGUUCUGGGGAUUAGGGUGUGAACAUCUCUGGGGGGCCAUCAGUCAGCCUCCCAAAGCCACCCACAGUAUUUUGGCCAGAUUUAAACACAACCCCUUAAAUAUCUGAUUUUAGUUUAAGAUAAACUCCUCAACUACAGCUCCAGGGUUCCCCACCAGGGUUCUUAUUCACCUACCUGUGUGACAGUACAGAUGACACUUGUAUUUGUGUGGUCAGGGUCUGUCUGUGUGUGGAGGUAGGUGGGGAAAGAGUCAGAGGCGUGUGAGAUGUGAGCCUCCCGAGGGGCUUAUUAUUGGAAAGACUUCUGUGUGCCAAAGAUAACUUACAAAACGGGGCAGAAUCUGACCAGCAGUGGAAAAUUUACAUCAGCUGAUGGGAAGACAAAAUCAUAAGAGCCAAGAGUAAGUUAGGGCCUGAUUAGAAAUGUGUCCUUGAAUAUAUAUGACAUGUUCAUACAUUUCAAAGUACUUCUGCCUCUCUUAUUUAGAUUGGACAUAAUAAGAACUUAUGCUGUCGUAAUAUCCAGGUGAGGAAACAGAUUAUAGGAAACGGGUUCAGGGACAGGCCUGGAGUGGCCUGGCCGGGUGGAGCAGAGCUGAUGCACGGGCCCAGAGGCAGGCCUCAUUCAGUUUUAGAAGUGCAGGGGUGAAGGGUUGGUGUGAGAGGGAAGGAAUUGGAGCAGCGCUUACAUGGCACAGGUGUAAGCGGAGGCUGGACGGGAGGCCUGGGUCCUGACUUCAGACUCAGGAGUUUGGAGCUUAUCCUCUAGAAAACUACGAGCCAUUUGAGCCGGGGCUUGACAUGAUGAAAAUGGAUUUGGAGAAGGUUAAUCUGGCAGCAGAUGGGCUGUAGCUUGGAGACAGGGAACUUGUGGGGGUCAGAGGGGUUCCCCAGCACUGUCAAAAGCCUGUGCUUACCUGGCGGAAGCCUCCUGUGCUGUUAUCUCCUCUGAGAGUGGUAUUGACCAUGGUGAGGAUUACCAGCGGUAUUUAUGUCCUGGUUGUCUAGGCACUCCAAGCAGGCCGCCAGCACACCAGACCACCUGUCCUGAACGAUGCCUCACACCACAGCUGAAUCAGCCUCACUGGCCCCCGAGAGAGGGCGAGUCUGCUCUCCCCGAGUCAGAUCUGGUACUGUACCCAGCCCGGGUGCUGGGGUAGAAAUCGCCCUGAAGGAUGGCUUCCAUGUUGGGGGACACCAUCAUGGUGGUCAAAGGCCUUGCCAAGCUGACCCAGGCGGCCGUGGAGACCCACCUGCAGCACCUGGGCCUCAGCAGGGAGCUCAUUAUGGCGGCCAGGGCCCUGCAGUCCACGGCCGCAGAGCAGAUCGGCAUGGUCUUGGGGCAGGUGCAGGGUCAGGAGAAGCAUGAAGAGUCUUAUACCAAGACCUCUGGUGACCCGCAAGCAGAAUUCCACUCCUCAGGGCUGAGGGCCGAGGGCGCCUCCGAGGAGCUGUCUGCGGCCUCCUCCCCCGAUCAGUCCCCUCCGCCCUGGGAUCACGCCCGCAGCCAGGGCCCAGCUCCUGCCUAUGUUGCCAGUGGACCCUUUAGGGAAGGCGGGCUCCGGGGCCAGGCCGCCUCCCCUAUGGGCAGGGUGAACGGGCCGCUCUUUGCGGACCCCAGAGACCCAUUCUCUGCCACGGGCCUGCAGCGAAGGUUCUACCACCAGGACCAGUCCCCUGUGGGGGGCCUGACGGCUGAGGACAUUGAGAAGGCCCGGCAGGCCAAGGCUCGCCCGGAGAGCAAGCCCCACAAGCAGAUGCUCAGUGAGCGGGCUCGCGAGCGGAAGGUGCCAGUUACGCGGAUUGGGCGGUUGGCCAACUUUGGAGGUCUGGCCGUGGGUCUGGGCUUCGGGGCCCUGGCCGAGGUCGCCAAGAAGAGCCUCCGCCCUGAGGACCCCUCAGGGAAGAAGGCCGUGCUGGAUUCCAGCCCCUUCCUGUCAGAGGCCAACGCGGAGCGCAUCGUGCGGACGCUGUGCAAGGUGCGCGGGGCGGCGCUCAAGCUGGGCCAGAUGCUGAGCAUCCAGGACGACGCCUUCAUCAACCCCCAUCUGGCCAAGAUCUUCGAGCGGGUCAGGCAGAGCGCAGACUUCAUGCCGCUGAAGCAGAUGACGAAAACUCUCAACAACGACCUGGGCCCCAGCUGGCGGGACAAGCUGGAGUACUUUGAGGAGCGGCCCUUUGCAGCCGCCUCUAUCGGGCAGGUGCACCUGGCCCGCAUGAAGGGCGGCCACGAGGUGGCCAUGAAGAUCCAGUACCCCGGCGUGGCCCAGAGCAUCAGCAGUGACGUCAACAACCUCAUGGCCGUGCUGAACAUGAGCAACAUGCUUCCAGAAGGCCUGUUCCCUGAGCACCUGAUCGACGUGCUGAGGCGGGAGCUGACCCUCGAGUGUGACUACCAGCGAGAGGCCGCCUGUGCCCGCAGGUUCAGGGAGCUGCUGAAGGACCACCCCUUCUUCUACGUGCCCGAGAUUGUGGACGAGCUCUGCAGCCCCCAUGUGCUGACCACGGAGCUGGUGUCUGGCUUCCCCCUGGACCAGGCCGAGGGGCUGAGCCAGGAGAUCCGGAAUGAGAUCUGCUACAACAUCCUGGUCCUGUGCCUGAGGGAGCUGUUCGAGUUCCACUUCAUGCAGACAGACCCCAACUGGUCCAACUUCUUUUAUGACCCUCAGCAGCACAAGGUGGCUCUUCUGGACUUCGGGGCAACUCGGGAAUAUGACAGAUCCUUCACGGACCUCUACAUCCAGAUCAUCAGGGCUGCUGCUAACCGGGACAGGGAGGCCGUGCUGAAGAAGUCCAUCGAGAUGAAGUUCCUCACCGGCUACGAGGUCAAGGCCAUGGAAGAUGCCCACUUGGAUGCCAUCCUUAUCCUGGGGGAGGCCUUUGCCUCGGAGGAGCCCUUUGACUUUGGCACCCAGAGCACCACCGAGAAGAUCCACAACCUGAUCCCCGUCAUGCUGAAGCACCGGCUUGUCCCGCCGCCCGAGGAGACCUACUCGUUGCACAGGAAGAUGGGGGGCUCCUUCCUCAUCUGCUCCAAGCUGAAGGCCCGGUUCCCCUGCAGGGCCAUGUUCGAGGAGGCCUACAGCAACUACCGCAGGAGGCAGGCCGAGCAGCAGUAGCCGCGGGCCCGGCCGCUAGGCGGGACCCUCCGUCCUCCUGCCGCUAAAACUCGUAGGAAGCCAGUGGUACCCACGCUCCAUUUAAGCUUCACCCAGUGAGAGGUGGCCGCGCUGAUGGGGGGGCCGCUGCUCAGAGCCCGUGGCCAGCACUUAUACACGGUUCUCAUCGCUGAGUGGGUGUGGGGUGAGAGGCGCCAGCACGGAAAUGCAGCCCCACUGCUGUCUGGCAGAAUCUGCUUAUUGUUUACUCAUCCUCUGGAAUGACUCUCGAUAAAAAGACGAUUUUAUUUCCUUUUCCUUUUUGUAACAGGGCUUUUUGCUAAUGUGAAUGGUAACCAGAAGAAGAUGAGAGUUCUCCCUUUGAAUCCCUGCCACCAAAAAAGAACCAAAAACAAAACAGAAAAGCCUUUUUGGAUUUUAUGGAGUGUGUAAUACAAGGUUUGUGUGUGUGUGUUUCUAGAAUGAGAUUUGUGUUUUCUGCCUUUUCCUCUCCAGCUUGGAUCUGCACCUGGGAGAAGUGCUGAUCUGAGCAGUGCCAACAAGCACUACUUCUCCAAGCGAGGCCCACCCACACCUGCUCUCUGGCUGGUUCCUAGAGGCUUUUUUUGACAAGCAGAGGUUUCCAGAGAACUGCUGCCUCCUGUGGGGAGGGGCAGGAGCCCCAGAAGGGGAGAGAAAGCCGCGUGCUCUCUGGGUGUGUGUGGGCCCUUCUUCCCGCUCCGGCGCCUGGGCCUUUUGUGGAAGGUGAUGUGCACGUGUCAUCUGCUUGGACCCAAGGGGUCGUUUCAGGCUGUUAACCUCUGUACAAUUCUUGUAAUUGUCUGAUUUACUUGUUUCAAUUAAAAAAAAAAAAUGCUA